AUGACCGCAGAAGUGUCUUCAGACGACGCUGGCUUUUCGGCCAUGGAAACGGAGAUGAGCACCACCCCCUGGCCGCCCGCCGGAGACGGGGCGGGGGUGGGCGUCCCGGGCCAGCCGCCCCGCCGCUGGAAUUCGGACAGCCAUCCGAGUCGGCCCUCUGCCAGCGCUGGGGACCCGCCGCCUCCCGGGCGCACGAGCCGCCGGCCGCCUCCGGCUGUGCGCAAUCCCCGCCCAGCCGGGCUCAAAGCGAAAGGGAAAGAGAACGCGGAGUUCCGCCGCGCGCGCCGCGGCUUCUUCGCCGCCGCGGCUAUGCUCCGCCACGCGACACUCGGGGUGCCCCGAGACGCCGCCGCCGCCGCCGCCACCGCGGGGCUGGAGAGCCGCCCGGGUGCCCCUUGCGCUGCCGGCUCUCCGCUGGCCCCGGUGGUCGGGCGGCGGCGGCGGCGGCGGCGGCUGCUGCUGCUGGUCCUGCUCGCGGUGCUCCUGGACGGGGCGGGUUCCUCCCCCGCGGCCGGCGCCUCGGAUCUCGGGACCGGUAAGUGUGGCCCACCUAAGCCAGUGGAGAAUGCGCACAUUGCAAAUGAGAGCAAUGGCAAGAGACUGCGAUACUCCUGCCUGAAGAAUUACAAAAGAAAAGCUGGCACGUCCAAUCUCAUCGUUUGUGAGCAAGAUGCAACAACGAAAGAAUUUAAAUGGAGCACACCGCAGCUGGUUUGCAUUGACCCUGCCGUAGAGAGCACAACUGAAGGCAGCACCCGAGAAGCUUCCCGACCUACAGAGAGCCUGUGUGCAAAUCCAUCGAUAGUCUCUGCUCAUCCCUAUGGAAGUCAGACCAUCUCACCAGUAAUGGAAACGUCAAGUGUUGUCCACACGCCGCAUAGGACAGCCAAGCCAUCCUCAGAUAGCCCUGUGCCAGCAGUGACUGCUACCCCUGGGGGUGGACGGUUUGCUCCUGGCACAAUUUCCGAAAAUGUGACCCUCCCCCAGAGAACGACGCCACUUUCCCAGGCCGAAACUAGCAAGACACAGUGGAUGCAACACCAGACUACAUCUGCGCCAUCUGAGGGAGCCCCUGGAAACACCACAGAACCACCCGACACAAGCAUUUUGCAGAGCAUCACAGAUUCUGCUUACUUCAGAAUUGGAUUCCCUUUCUUAGCAGCAAUCCUAUCAACAGGCUUCAUGUACUACUGUGGUUGGAGAAGACGAUGCAAUUUUUCGCAGCAGCCCAAAGUCCCCCCUGUGGAAUUGAUCCCAAUAGACCCCAUGGGACCAGAAGAAGGAAGACUACCAUCAACCAGCAAUUCCCAGGAUCCAGGACCAGUUAAUGAAGAAGAUCCAAUGCUAUCACCCCACAGGAUUACCUCCACCGGCUGAAUGAUCCCACUGGGCAGAUGCUCAAGGCAUCUUCUAGCCCUGAAAAGGAAGUCAUCUGCAUGAUGUCCAGAGUCAUGUUGGAAAUGGUGUCCAUCCAUCUCCUGUUGCAAAGCCUGGAAGGAGGCUGGAAAUCGCUUUUGGACUCCUCCAGUUGUCCCUGGCUUGUGGGGAUAGAAUCCAACAGUUGUAUCUGUGUGAGAGGAGGCUGAGCAUGAGAUGAGAGAAAGAGGUCGGAAGAACAUGUGAAACUGAGUUGGAAAGGAUGGGGAAGCAAUGCCCUGGAGAGGCAUAUGUGGAGAAGAGGAGACAAUGGAGAAUUGAAUGGGGCAGAAGCUUCACCUGCAUACGUUGGAGAAGUAAGGUGAGCUGAAAUACAUAUUGCUUUUCUGUUAUGAUUCAAAGGCAGUCAAUGC
Messenger RNA from Candoia aspera, 1790 nucleotides. RefSeq names its product interleukin 15 receptor subunit alpha (gene IL15RA). The coding region runs from base 1 to 1377 and encodes 458 amino acids. Lineage: Eukaryota; Metazoa; Chordata; Lepidosauria; Squamata; Candoiidae. Gene Ontology annotation, molecular function: interleukin-15 receptor activity. The transcript has 8 exons. The record is from RefSeq and is a predicted model, not a curated record. Gene Ontology annotation, biological process: interleukin-15-mediated signaling pathway.